Messenger RNA from Hipposideros armiger (great roundleaf bat), 1615 nucleotides. Its product is annotated as guanylate-binding protein 4-like. NCBI's taxonomy places the organism in Eukaryota, Metazoa, Chordata, Mammalia, Chiroptera, Hipposideridae. The annotation marks the transcript as partial. The record is from RefSeq and is a predicted model, not a curated record. Gene Ontology annotation, molecular function: GTPase activity; GTP binding. The transcript has 9 exons.
AAACUGCUUUGCUCUGAUAUCUGGCUCAAUUCUCAGCUUGCAGAGAGAACAGCCUGUACCUGGAGGAGCCAGACGCAGGAGGAGCUGAGGGACAACCAAGCACAGCUGAGAACUUCUGCCGAGGGUGCAGCUCCCACACCACAUAGCAUGGCAUGUGGAUCUAUGAUGAUGGGCCCCAUCUGUCUGGUGGAAAACCAGGAAAAUCAGCUGACAGUAAAUCCAAAAGCACUGGAGAUUCUUGACAAGAUCUCUCAGCCUGUGGUGGUGGUGGCCAUUGCUGGGCUGUAUCGGACAGGAAAAUCCUACCUAAUGAACCGCCUUGCAGGACAGAAUCAUGGUUUCCCUCUGGGCUCCACGGUGCAGUCUAAAACAAAGGGCAUCUGGAUGUGGUGUAUGCCCCACCCCUCCAAGCCGAAUCACAUCCUGGUCCUUCUGGACACCGAGGGCUUGGGCGAUGUGGAAAAGGGUGACUCUAACAAUGACUCGUGGAUCUUUGCACUGGCGGUGCUUCUGAGCAGCAUGCUAGUCUACAACAGCAUGGGGACCAUCAACAACCAGGCCUUGGAACAGCUGCACUAUGUGACUGAACUAGCCAACCUAAUCAGGACAAACUCCUCUCCCAGCUCCGGUGAAGUAGAUGACUCAGCUGAAUUUGUGAGUUUCUUUCCAGACUUUGUUUGGGCUGUACGGGAUUUCAUGCUGGAGCUGGAGUUAGACGGACGCCCCAUCACUGAAGAUGAGUACCUGGAGAAUGCCUUGAAAUUGAUUCCAGGCAAGAGUCCCCAAACCCAAAAUUGCAACAUGGCCAGGGUAUGUAUCUGGAAAUUCUUCCCCAAACGGAAGUGCUUUGUCUUUGACCAGCCUACACAUAACAAAAAUCAAUUACUUCAUAUUGAUGAAGCAUCAGAGGACCAACUGGAAAAGAGUUUCCAGGAACAGUCCAAAAAUUUCUGUUCAUAUAUCUUCAAAAAUGCAAAAACCAAGACCCUAAGAGAAGGAAUCAUUGUCACUGGAAAAAGGCUGGGGACUCUGGUGGUGACCUAUGUGAAAGCCAUCAAUAGUGGAGCAGUACCUUGUUUGGAGAACGCAGUGACAACUCUGGCCCAGCUUGAGAACUCAGCGGCCGUGCAGAAGGCAGCUGACCACUACAGUGAGCAGAUGGACCAGCGAGUGAGGCUCCCCACAGACACGCUCCAGGAGCUGCUGGACCUGCACGCAGCCUGUGAGAGGGAAGCCAUUGAAAUCUUCAUGGAGAACUCCUUCAAGGAUGACAAGAGGGAGUUCCAGAAAAAGCUUUUGGAAACCAUACAGGAAAAGAAGGGAGAUUUCAUGCAGCAGAACAAAGAGGCAUCUACAAAAUAUUGCCAGGCUCAGCUUAAGCAGCUCCUCGAGCCCUUGAUGAAAGAUAUUUCGAAAGGGACUUUCUCUGUGCCUGGAGGACACAAACUCUACUUAGAAGAAAUGGACAAGUUUGAACAAUCUUAUAAGCUGGUACCCAGGAAAGGAGUUAAGGCAAAUGAGGUUCUCCAGAGCUCCCUGAAGUCACUGGCUGCAACAGAGGAAUCCAUCCUGCAGGCAGAGAGCGCCCUCAGUGCUGCAGAGAAGAAAGUAGCAG